AUAACUACCAUACCUUUGGACAAGAAUGCCUGAGCUAUAAUUAAAGGUGGGAGUUGUAUCUGAAUAGUUUUAAAUCAGAAAGCAACUGGGCCUUGCACGUACUUCGGGGGUUAGAUCGCUACAAUAACUUCUUCAUGCAUUUUGAUGACCCUCUUUGGGCGCGAUGGAUCUCCGUACUAAUAAAAGAAAGCUGGAUAAAUCUGGAUCUCCUAGACAUAUAUUUGACGAUGGCAUCGCAGCAAAACGCCCCCGCAUCACUCUUCCUCCGGCGCCAAGACUUCGAUCACUCCCAUACAACACGCCACCUGUAGCACCCCUUCGUUCAGAAGCUCAUCGAAGAGAGGUCGCCCCUCAAACUCAACCAUCAUUUCAUCCAAGACAUGGUCAGGCCGUUACAUCUCCAAAUGACAUUGAAGACCAACGCCAGGUGUUAGUCAGCGACCACGCCCAACGUCCAGCGCGAAGUCACCUCGUGCAAUCGCAUCACAUCCUCCAACGCAAUCAUCUUCAGCAACAACAACAUCAUCAUCAUCAUCUGCUUCCGCAACAACACAGCUUGGUAUCACUUUUGCGCGAACCAGUCGUGACGACAUCGCCGGCAUUCGAGCGACUUGGCAUCGGACCGCGAGCCGUGACAGGUAACGAAGCGGGUUCGGCUUCGGGGAUGCCGCAGACGAGAGCUAGUCCAGUUUGUGAUAGUUGUACGGACGGAGCAGGGUGUUGGAAGGAGAUGACGGGGAUCGGUUGUAAGCUAGAGACUAAAGAACUCUGGGAUCGUUUUCAUGAACUCGGGACCGAGAUGAUUAUCACUAAAUCUGGCAGACGCAUGUUCCCGACGCUGCGGGUUUCCUUUGCUGGGCUUCACCCGAUGUCAUCCUACUCAGUGUACAUCGACGUCGUGCCCCUAGACAACAAGCGAUAUCGCUACGCCUACCAUCGGUCAUCAUGGCUGGUAGCGGGCAAGGCCGAUCCGUCGUUGCCACCGAGGUUGAGCCGCCAUCCCGAUUCACCGUUCACCGGAGAACAGUUGCUCAAACAGCUUCUCUCAUUGGAGAAGAUCAAGUUGACCAACAAUGAACUGGAUAAAAGUGGACACGUGAUCCUGAAUUCGAUGCACCGCUACCAGCCUCGAAUCCACAUCGUCAAAAACGUGACCAUUGUCGACAACGAAGACGACCACCAUGAGGACAACGACAAGCGCCACGAUGUCGCUGGUGAUGACAUGGAUGAAGUGAUGAAUGCUUGUCGGUGGAGACCACAACACGUCCGCACAUUUGUCUUUUCUGAGACCUCAUUCACAGCUGUCACGGCCUAUCAAAAUCAGUUGAUUACUAGAUUGAAAAUUGACAGCAAUCCGUUUGCCAAAGGGUUCCGAGAUUCUUCUAGGCUUUCCGAAUAUGAGAGGGAAAAGGUGGACAUAUUGAUGAAAGGCCAUACCUACGCCCGCAAUCCAACAAGUUCACCAAGAGAGGUUGUACUCGGCUCGAUGAUGACCGGAGGUGAUCCGCAGCCUUUCCCAUUCUCAUUAGGAGCAUUGAGAGAGGAUUCUCCGUUCAAUCUCCCUGUCCAUUUAGGCUCUCCAGCGCACCCUCACAUCUCCUUUGCGCUACAGAGACAGCCGAUUCAGAGAAAAACUACAAUUUCUGCUUAUGGUGAUCACCUCUUCCCGCCUUCAGCAAUGUAUUAUGACCCCUUCCGCGAACAUCUUCCGCUUCCGGGUGAGAGGUCGAGUGUUCCUCAGGUUAUCCGUCAUAGUGCCAGUCGGGAUGAAGAUGUCGUCCCUCACGCUUUCUUUCAACCUACGGUAAUUGACAGUGGUAAAGAUAGCGAGUGGAAUCUAGGUGACACUUCGCACGUCCAGAAGAUUGUUCCUCACAUGCCCCAACAGUUUCACAAACUUCUUCCCAGAGGUCCGUUCGCGGCUGCCAUAGACAUGAUGGAGUACCGACGCGUGGUACGACAUCCUGUUAUCUGAUU
Messenger RNA from Strongylocentrotus purpuratus (purple sea urchin), 1977 nucleotides. RefSeq names its product T-box protein H15. The record is from RefSeq and is a predicted model, not a curated record. NCBI's taxonomy places the organism in Eukaryota, Metazoa, Echinodermata, Echinoidea, Camarodonta, Strongylocentrotidae. The transcript is spliced from 7 exons. Gene Ontology annotation, biological process: positive regulation of DNA-templated transcription; cell fate specification; regulation of transcription by RNA polymerase II. Gene Ontology annotation, cellular component: nucleus. Gene Ontology annotation, molecular function: RNA polymerase II cis-regulatory region sequence-specific DNA binding; DNA-binding transcription factor activity, RNA polymerase II-specific. The coding region runs from base 164 to 1975 and encodes 603 amino acids.